Molecule: messenger RNA, 522 nt
Organism: Strongylus vulgaris
Lineage: Eukaryota; Metazoa; Nematoda; Chromadorea; Rhabditida; Strongylidae
Source: the annotation of a GenBank genome assembly
AUGUCUUCUUUUAAAGACUGGAAUUGCCACUUCAAUUACAGGCACAUUCUGUUCUCAGAAAAUGUUCUCGAAAGUACAACCAUGAUUCAGCCGGUCUUGUUCAGCUAUUCAUUCAGCGGUCCUCCCGAGCCUGUUCUUCUUGACACAUCUUCAAUUCUGCCAGACAGAAUACUUCUUAUGGAUGAUUAUUUCCAUGUGUUGAUCUAUCAUGGACAGACGAUAGCCGCAUGGAAAAAGAUGAACUAUCAUGAAGAUCCACAAUACGCCACCUUCAAGCAAUUACUGGAAGCUCCAGUUAGCGACGCGACUGCUAUUCUACAAGAACGUUGGCCAAUGCCUCGAUAUAUCGUAACGGAGUACGAAGGAUCUCAAGCUCGUUUCCUGUUAUCGAAAGUUAAUCCUUCAUUGACGCACAAUAAUCCUUACGCGUCGGAAGGAGGAGCUCCAGUCUUUACAGACGAUGUUUCUUUACAAGUAUUUAUGGAGCAUCUCAAAAAGCUUGCAUCAUCUUCAUCUACGUAA